Teleopsis dalmanni is the source of this 2280-nucleotide messenger RNA. RefSeq names its product trichohyalin-like. The transcript has a single exon. Lineage: Eukaryota; Metazoa; Arthropoda; Insecta; Diptera; Diopsidae. Bases 1 to 2280 code for a protein of 759 amino acids. The record is from RefSeq and is a predicted model, not a curated record.
AUGGCUCAAAUUAUACGUUUAAUCCUUUUAACAUUAUUGGCGGUGAGCACGGUGCAUUCACUAGCUAUUGGUUAUCCUUAUCGCUCAGAAUUAUUGGCAUACGCUCCAGCACGUGGUCAAUUUCCAGUCAGUAGCUUAUUGGCGCAGGGUUAUAUACGUUAUUUAGAUGCCAAUGGUGUGGAACGUUUGGUUGGUUAUACUUAUCCUGAACCAUUACAUGGUGUGAGAAGGCUAAGUUAUGGCAACGAAGAUAUUGUCCAACCAUUACUGAAGUUCAAUGUUCAAUCUGGUGACGAAAGUGAUGCAACGCGGUUACGAGAUGAACAUUUUCGUAUUUGGUAUGAACAACGCUAUCAGGCACUAAAACUUGAACGUGAAAGAUUACGUGCGGAAGGUAAGAUACCCUCACCUGAUAUGUUAGCUCAAUUGAUCCGCUUAGAGCAAAUACUUUUCGAGUCUAACCAAAUGCCAAAUGUUGAAACACCUGAAGUGAAACUGGCACGUGAGGAACACUUGCGGCUUUGGAAUGAGGCGCGCCUUAAAGUAACACAAAAAGAAGCCGAACAACAGAAAUUACAAACCAUUAAGGAAAAUAAUUCACAAGAGCCUAAUAAAUUGGCCAAUACUGGAGAGUUAAAGACUUAUCAUGAAUUGCCUGCAAUAGUUGGGGAGACUGCGGAGCAGAAGAAAGCACGCGAGGAACAUCUACGUAUUUAUAAUGAACAUCUAUUGCGUAUAAAGCAAUUGGAAGAUGAACGUAAAGCUGCGAUGAAUUUGGUAAAAAUGGUUGAGCCAAUAAAACAAGAGACUGUAAAUGAUGCAGCACAACCAAGUCAGAUUGUGGUGGAAACACCAGAAGUUUCGCUAGCUAAGGCAGAACAUUUUCGUUUGUGGAAUGAAGCAAAAUUACGUGCUGAGAAGGAAAAUAUUGAGCAAUCUAAUGAUCAAGUCACAAUUGAUAACGCUAAAAAUCCAUUGAUAUCUGACUUUAAAGCUAUUUCGACUGGUGUACAACAGAAUGUACAAUCACUACAGCAGAACGAAGCAAAUCUUAAAAACUAUGCAACCACGCAGCAAUUCGGGGCCUCACAAAAACCAGUGCAAGAUACACCAGAGGUAAUACGUGCGCGUGAAGAACAUUUGAGACUUGUUAAUGAAGCUAAACUUAAAGCAGCUGUAAUACCCUCUCCAAACACUGACUCAGUUGUAAUACCAGCUGUUGAAAGCAAAGGCUCUGAAAUGCAGCAAUUUGCUUCACUUGUGGGUAACGUACCACUAACUCCUCUUUCUUAUAGCGUACCCCUACUUAAGGGAGAACAAACAAAUAUUCUGCAACAAAAUGAGCAAGUACAGUACACACCAGAAGUAAUACGCGCCAGGGAAGAGCAUUUAAAACUAUUGCAGGAGGCCAAGCUUAAAUCAAACGAAUAUCAGAAGAACGAGCAGAUUGCUAUAGCUGACAACCAGCAUGACUACCGCCCAAUAGCGGAAGCCGAUAAGCUUAGAGCUGUGGAGCAUAUGAAAGAAGAACAAAUGUUCCUUGAAGCUGAACGAUUGCGUGAAGCUGAACGUGUACGCGCUGAGGAAAGGGAACGCAUAGCGCAAGUUAUGCUAGAAUCUGAACGUCAGGAAGAAGAAGAACGUGCCAUGAUUGCAGAGCGUAUACGAUUACAAGAAGAAGAAGCACUUCGUCGUGCAACAGAAAAAGAAGCUGAAUCCAAAAUAUAUCAAACCGAACAGCAAGUGAUUCUGAAAGCAACACAACCGCAACAAAUGGCUGAAGUGCCACAAAACCUGGGUAUAGUUAAGUCUUUAAUACAAUCAGCACCAAAUCUACAGGAUAAUAAAUUACCAUAUAUGGCACCAUUACCAGCACAGCCAGAUGCUGCUAUUGCUUCAGAUAAAUAUAUUCUUGGACAACAAAAACUGGCACUACCUCAGACAACGGGCUAUGUAUUGCUCGCUUCAGCACCUCCAAAUGCAUUCCAUUUAAAGAAUCCAUUUUUGCUCCGCUACACGAAUGCAAUCAAUGGCAUUAAUGUUGUGGCACAGAAACAGCAGUUGAAUAAUAAGCCAUUGGAGAUAAGUCCGCAGCUCUACGAAAAAGCCACAUUGCUACCAGAGAAUCAAAGUGCUGCAAUAAAAAUCAGUUAUGGCGCAGAUAGUGGACUGAGUGAAUUGGAAAAGGCCACUCGUGAACAUUUCCGUGCUCAUGAGAUUGCUUUGGAACAAUUGCGAAUAGCGAAUUUAAGGGAUGCACAAGAGAAGAAUUGUAAUUAA